GUUUUUUAUGCUUUAGCGCAGCAACAGUCGGUAGGCAGAUCUGCUUAUAUAAAUGCAUCGUCAGCAGUGCCACUAACUAAUUGUAUCCCGAAAGCAUAAGCGAAAAGAAGAGUCGGAACCGCGUUAAGUGAAUUUUUGAAGAAUAUUUUCAAGUGAUUACUCGGAAGGUGAGUGACAAACAGGAGUGGAAAGUUAUGAAAAUUGUGUAACUUCGGAUAAGUUGCCUACAAACGAACACACACAACCAUGAAUUUCAACAACGCAUGUGGUCUGGCACGUAUUGCUGUCGCUAGUGCCGGCCGUCAGCUGAGAUCAAGGAGCAGCCUGGUUGCACGUAAUCAGCCUCACCAGCAGAUUCAGCGAAAGUCGUUCUCGAGUGGUGCCGUUGAACCUAAGGAAGCACCCAAGGUGGAACCGAUCAGUGCCGCUAAUCUCAGCUCCCGUACCCAUGCUCCCAACAAUCUUGAGAAACGGAUGCUCGUUUUCACGAAAAAAUACAAAACCGUUGAGGAGAUUCCAUCUUAUAUCAACCAAGAUGUGAUGGAACGCUGUCGCAACCAGGUGCGCAUCAAAAUCGCUAACUAUAUGAUGAUCGCAACAGCAAUCGGCUGCAUUGUGAUGAUCUUUUUGGGUAAACAGGCACAGGAGCGGGGCGAAACCGUUCAGAAAAUGAACCUUGACUGGCACAAGGAAUACAACGAGAAAGCUGCACAGGAAGAUGCUGCCGCGAAGAAAUAAGAUAGCGGUGGGUUCUUUCUUCCUGUUUGGAAGUUUUUGUGAUUAAGUUAAUGCCCUUUGUUAGAGGGCGUUUCCCAAGUACUGAUAGAGAGUUUUGAAAUGCUCGUGCCCGUUUUAUUAGUAAUAGUAACAUUGUAACGGGAUUGUAACAUAGAUAUAUUUUGUAAGAUGUUUGAAAUUUUUGCAGUUAAUAAAAGAGAAUAUAUAUGUUCGAACGAA
Messenger RNA from Toxorhynchites rutilus septentrionalis, 957 nucleotides. Its product is annotated as UPF0389 protein CG9231. NCBI's taxonomy places the organism in Eukaryota, Metazoa, Arthropoda, Insecta, Diptera, Culicidae. Bases 247 to 738 code for a protein of 163 amino acids. The transcript has 3 exons. The record is from RefSeq and is a predicted model, not a curated record.